AUGUUGAAAAAAUCCAACCCCAUUUUUGAUAAAAACCGUAAAGAUGAAGAUCUUCCAGAGGAAACUUAUCCAAAGCCGAGAAAAAGUUACGGUACGGAGAUGAACCGUAGAAUGCCUCCACGAGGACAUGCAAGAACUCGUACGGAUAUUGCAGGCGUACGGAAGGAUGUUGAAGGAGAAGGUCUGGAAAGAAGACCUAGUCGACGCUGGCCGUCCACGUUUGAGUCGAUUCGAGAUGUGUCUAGACAGGUUUCUAGGAGAAUCAUUUCUUCAUUUAGGUCGCCAUCAAGUAUGUUUACCACGGAGAGGAAUGACUCAGUUGAAAGUACUACGUUUCAUGAAGCUCAGGAGCGCAGGGAACCUGGUGAGAGUAGGGAGAAUCCCGUUGCUCGUCACCGGAGGUACGAUUCUCUUUCCAGGAAAGCUUGGCCGUGGAAAUCAAAAACGAAAUCAAAAAUUUCUUCUUCUACUGCUUCUGAAAGUUUUAGGAAACAUCCAUCAUAUCUUUCAGAAACAGUUUCUGAUUCGAAGAAGACUCGUUCUUCUCUAGUCAUCCCGUCCGAUUUGGCUCCAGUGGACUUUGAAGGCGCUGAUAUAAAGAUCAAGGACCAAGAAAAAGCCAAGGAGACUAAUAAUGGUGAGAAGGAAUUGCAAUUCGGAAAAAUUGAACAAAAGGAGAAUCCUUCAGACGACAUCGACUGGGAACAAAUAUCCCUUUCAGGGAAUAACCCGAACGUUACCGCUGAAACGAAAAGUUUAAAUCUCCUUUGGUUUGCAGAUACUUCGACCAACGACUGGGAUGAGGAUUUCCAAGUUGAUUCUAGCUUCGCCUUAAAUAUACCUGAAAGCGUCAACAAAACGGGCGUGGCAGUACAAGAACAAUUAUUAAGUAUCAAAAAUUUUAAACAAGACAUGCAGGUCCUAGAAUUCUUGUUUCAAGAAGCAAAGCACCAUCCCAAUUUUUCUAGUUUGGAACCGUCACUAUUAGAAGAUACAGAGGCCAUUAUUAGUCUAGCUGAUCCUUUACAGUCUCAUCACGAGUCUGACAUUUCGCUAGCUGCGGACAAGACAACUCAGAGGUUGUUUUCAAAAUUGAAUAUUCUGAUAGAAGAUGCAUGUUCCGUGGAGCUUGAUGCUUCCGUUUUACCAAAGUUAAUCCAGCAUGUUGAAUAUUUGCAGUCUCAGUUUCAAUCACUUUUACAUUCAUAA
Messenger RNA from Schizosaccharomyces osmophilus, 1209 nucleotides. It is a transcript of the gene etd1, whose product is annotated as Spg1-binding protein Etd1. Gene Ontology annotation, molecular function: GTPase activator activity. The record is from RefSeq and is a predicted model, not a curated record. NCBI's taxonomy places the organism in Eukaryota, Fungi, Ascomycota, Schizosaccharomycetes, Schizosaccharomycetales, Schizosaccharomycetaceae. Bases 1 to 1209 code for a protein of 402 amino acids. Gene Ontology annotation, biological process: regulation of mitotic cytokinesis. The transcript has 2 exons.